AUGAAGCAGCUCGGUCAGACGUACGACAGGAGAAACAACCAUGUCGACUACCACAAUGAGACCAUUCGGCCGGUGGUGUACGAUGAUCUCGACCCGUUCGGCCACGAAGAGGAUCACCAGAUCAAAUACAAAACGAUGUCGUGGAAGCUCGUCGCAGUGCUCAUGAUAGCGGAAAUCGUGAGCAACGGCAUGCUGUCUCUGCCUUCGUCCUUGGCUGUCGUUGGGAUCGUCCCCGGCGUGAUCCUCAUCAUCUUCCUCGGCAUAUUCGCGACGUACACCUCCUGGCUGCUGAUCCAGUUCAAGUUGAGACACCCGGAAGUCCACUCGAUGGGGGAAGCCGGGCAGAUCCUCUUCGGCCGGGCCGGGAGAGAGCUUCUCGCCUUCGGGACGGUGGUCUUCGCCGUCUUCGCGACUGGCGGCCAGCUCCUGGCGGGCCAGAUAGCGUUGGCGACGCUCAGCGACAACAAGCUCUGCUUGAUGCUUUACACCGGCAUCUUCGCGGUUCCGACGCUUCUCUUCAGCUUCCCGCGCACGAUGGACCAGCUCUCGUGGCUCUGCGUCCCGUCCGUCGCCUCGAUCCUCGUCGCGGGCAUCGUGGGCAUGGUCGGCGCGGGCCUGCACCCGGCCGCGGACCGGCAGGUCAGCGUCGCCGUCCGGUCCGACUUUUACACGGCCUUCAUUGCCAUCACGAACCCCGUCUUCGCGUACGCGGGCCAUUUCAUGUUCUUCAUCCUCAUGUCGGAGAUGCGGCGCCCGCAGGACGCCAUGAAGGCGGCCUACACCCUGCAGGGCUUCGCGACCACCUUUUACGUCGUGUUCGCCGUGGUGUGCUACGUCUAUCUCGGGAACGAGGUCGCUUCGCCGGCGUUCAGCAGCCUGGAGCCCAAGUGGGCCAAGGCGGCGUACGGGAUCGCGAUACCCAACUUCCUCCUCGCCGGAUCGCUGUACGCACACACGGCGGCAAAGCUGCUCUUUGUGCGCAUAUUCCGCAAGAGCCGCCACCUGCACAGCCAUACCGCGGUGGGAUGGGGAACGUGGGCGGUCCUGGUCGUACUGAUGAACGCCGUGGCGUUCGUUCUCGCCGUGGGCGUGCUGAUUUUCAACUAUCUCAUCGGGAUCGCGGCCAGUCUAUUCGCCGCGUGGUAUACGUACGGUAUCGCAGGCGCGUUCUGGCUGCACGACAACUACCAUGACUACGACGGGUGGAAGCAGUGGGCGCGCAAAUGGUUUCAGGCCCUGACGGCGGCUCUGACCUUUGCCGCCGGGGGCUUCAUCUGUGUAGCCGGGACGUACGUCACAGUGAAGGGCAUCGCAGAGGCGUAUGAGUCUGGGGCUGUAGGAGAGCCUUUCAGUUGUUAG
Messenger RNA from Colletotrichum graminicola M1.001, 1359 nucleotides. Its product is annotated as transmembrane amino acid transporter. Gene Ontology annotation, cellular component: vacuolar membrane. Gene Ontology annotation, biological process: amino acid transmembrane transport. The record is from RefSeq and is a predicted model, not a curated record. Gene Ontology annotation, molecular function: amino acid transmembrane transporter activity. The transcript has 2 exons. The coding region runs from base 1 to 1359 and encodes 452 amino acids. NCBI's taxonomy places the organism in Eukaryota, Fungi, Ascomycota, Sordariomycetes, Glomerellales, Glomerellaceae.